AUGGUGUCUUCUCUGUCCAAGGAAUCGCAAGUCGAAUUGCAGCUGUUCCACAACGAAGUGAAUGCCGCUAAUCCGUCGGACUUCCUUCAGUUCGCCGCCAACUAUUUCAAUCUGAGAUUGGAGCAACAGAGAAGUUUUCUCAAGGAUAGGGAGCCCGAAUUCAAGGCCAAGAACAUUGUUCUGUUUCCAGAACCGGAAGAGUCAUUUUCCAGGCCCCAAUCAUCUCAGUCGCAAUCGAGGUCCAGAUCAAGCGUGAUGUUCAAGUCUCCCUUUGUAAACGAGGACCCACAUUCGAACGUGUUCAAGAACGGGUUCAAUUUGGACCCGCAUGAACAGGACACUAAUCAGCAAGUGCAGGAAGAGCAGCAGCACAUUAGAGAAAAGACCUCCACCCCUCCGCUCCCAAUGCACUUCAACGCCCAAAGACGUACUUCAGUUAGUGGUGAGACGCUACAGCCAAACAAUUUUGACGACUGGACUCCGGAUCACUACAAGGAAAAGUCCGAGCAGCAAUUGGAAAGACUCGAAAAAUCGAUCCGCAACAACUUCCUCUUCAACAAGCUGGAUUCUGACUCUAAGAGGCUGGUCAUCAACUGUCUGGAGGAAAAAUGCGUUCCCAAGGGCGCUACGAUUAUCAAGCAGGGCGACCAAGGUGAUUACUUCUACGUCGUAGAGAAGGGUACCGUCGACUUUUACGUCAACGACAACAAAGUCAAUUCCUCCGGUCCAGGCUCCAGUUUCGGGGAAUUGGCUCUUAUGUACAACAGUCCCCGUGCUGCCACGGUUGUGGCCACGUCAGAAUGUCUGUUGUGGGCGCUAGACAGACUUACUUUCAGGAAGAUUCUUUUGGGAAGCUCUUUCAAGAAGAGACUCAUGUAUGACGAUCUUUUAAAAAGCAUGCCCGUUUUGAAGAGCUUGACAACGUACGACCGUGCCAAGCUUGCCGAUGCCCUGGAUACCAAGAUCUACCAGCCGGGAGAAACAAUCAUCCGCGAGGGUGACCAAGGGGAGAACUUCUAUCUGAUUGAGUACGGAGCUGUGGACGUUUCCAAGGAGGGUCAAGGUGUUGUAAACAAACUGAAGGACCAUGAUUAUUUCGGUGAAGUGGCUUUGCUGAACGACUUGCCCAGACAGGCCACUGUCACUGCUACAAAGAGAACCAAAGUUGCCACGUUGGGGAAAAGCGGCUUCCAAAGACUCUUGGGUCCUGCAGUAGACGUAUUGAAGCUCAAUGACCCUACAAGACACUAA
Saccharomyces kudriavzevii IFO 1802 is the source of this 1251-nucleotide messenger RNA. RefSeq names its product cAMP-dependent protein kinase regulatory subunit BCY1 (gene BCY1). Gene Ontology annotation, cellular component: nucleus; cAMP-dependent protein kinase complex. Lineage: Eukaryota; Fungi; Ascomycota; Saccharomycetes; Saccharomycetales; Saccharomycetaceae. Gene Ontology annotation, biological process: regulation of protein phosphorylation. The transcript has a single exon. Gene Ontology annotation, molecular function: cAMP-dependent protein kinase regulator activity. The record is from RefSeq and is a predicted model, not a curated record. Bases 1 to 1251 code for a protein of 416 amino acids.